This is a messenger RNA of Prorocentrum cordatum, 645 nucleotides long. The record is from the annotation of a GenBank genome assembly. Lineage: Eukaryota; Dinophyceae; Prorocentrales; Prorocentraceae.
GCUCAGCCAGGUUUCGUCAGCUGCGCCGCGUGCCGCUUCAGGUGGAACUUCCUCAAGAACACGCAUUGCUGGACGUGUGGCCAAUCCCUCGAGCUCAAGCUUGUCAACCCGUCGCCGCGCAAUGGAGUCUGGGCGGGCAAUGGAGCAGGAGGGGCAGCGCCGAAGGCCAGCCCCAAGGCCAAGGCCGCAGUGGCGGGUGGGAGCUCCAAGGCCAAGGCCGCAGCGGCGAGCGGCGCCGUCGAUGGCCGCCGUGGCUUUCCUGGCGCCCCCGGGCCGUCAUCCGGGUCAUCGGAGCUCGACGAGCUGCUGGCCAUCCCCGACCCGUCCAUGGCGGCCAAGCUCCGGGGGGCGGUUGCGGAGGCCCAGGCGGAGGAGGCCAAGCUCCUGCGCAGUCGGGCCCAGGCCUCGGGCAUGUCGCCGCCGACUCCCGAUGGCUCGAAGUCAGUCACCUUCGCCUUCGACGCGGGGGCGCUCGAGAACUUCAGCGAGCUGGAGAAGGAGGCCCAGACCAACCUCCAGAUGUGCGAGGAGGGCCACAGGGCCAUGCUGGAGGCCGGGGCGAUGUUCGAACGCAACUGCCAGGAGCAGCUGCAGCGGCUCAAGAAGGACAUCGAGGAAGCCGCGGCCAGCAAGCGCCGCAAGAGG